Molecule: messenger RNA, 884 nt
Organism: Eriocheir sinensis (Chinese mitten crab)
Lineage: Eukaryota; Metazoa; Arthropoda; Malacostraca; Decapoda; Varunidae
Product: exosome complex component CSL4-like
Exons: 4
Coding region: 217-795 (192 amino acids)
Biological process (GO): RNA processing
Cellular component (GO): nuclear exosome (RNase complex); cytoplasm
Molecular function (GO): RNA binding
Source: RefSeq, a predicted model, not a curated record
GUAUGUUUGUUUUCUUUUCACAGGAGCUGCCGUUAUAAAGGCCUAACUUGGGAGAAAUCCCAAGUUACCUGUGACAUCAAGAUCAAGAUCAGAUCAAGAUCAUAACAGUGCACGCCGCUUCCUUCUUCCCGUGGUGACCGUCUUCAGGGGCCAUCAACACCUGCCCUCCUGCUUCAAAUCCACGCCACCUGGUCUCGGAAAAAAGCUGCUUAGUACAUGAUGAAGGCUGGGAACGGUCACAUUCUGUGUGUGCCAGGGCAGAGACUGUGUGAGGCCAGCAGUACCCAUGUUGGGGGUGAGGGCACCUACACCUUCAACAAGUAUAUCUAUGCCUCCCUGAUUGGCAAGGUUGUGGUAGAGCCUCAGAGGGACCUCCAUGUUGUUAAGGUGACUUCAGGGCAACAAGGCACAGUCAUGCCUGAAGCUGGAAGUGUUGUAACUUGUCGAGUGCUGAGUGUGAACCCAAACCAAGCCACAGUGUCCAUCAUCUGUGUGGGCCCCAACAAGCUGCACACACCUGUUUCAGGGACUGUGCGCAAGCAAAAUGUCCGGGAUCAUCAGAUUGACACCGUUGAAAUGUACAAUUGUUUCCGGCCGGACGAUAUCAUCCUGGCAGUGGUAAUGUCCCUUGGAGAUCUGAGGAAUUAUGAACUAUCAACAGCUGGGACAGAGCUUGGGGUGGUGACAGCCUGUUGUGAGAGGUCACCCCUAGUGCCUGCCUCUUGGACAACUAUGAAGUGCAAAUGUAGAGUAGAAAAGAGAAAGGUGGCAAAAGUAAUGCCUCCAAAAACAUGAACAGUAGUUUUCCCUUGAGCAAUAAGUACUCUUAGGUUUUUAUAAAAAUAAAGUGCAACCUCUUAAAGCAAUAAAAUUACUGAAAAUAA